This is a messenger RNA of Cyanistes caeruleus (blue tit), 989 nucleotides long. NCBI's taxonomy places the organism in Eukaryota, Metazoa, Chordata, Aves, Passeriformes, Paridae. The record is from RefSeq and is a predicted model, not a curated record.
GUGGCUCGGCACUGUGCUCUGACUGUCAGGUCACCUUUGUCAACCUCAAGUGUGACUCAUCCAAGAAGGGGAAGGGGCGCCGGGCUCGCAACUCCCCCAGCAAAGAGGUGACACGCAUCACACUGGAGUUUGAGGCGGAGAUCAAGCCUGAGGAGAUCACAGCCAGCUGCAACCUGCACUGCCUGCGACAGAGAGUGGAGAAAAAGCUCAAGUCAGCCAUCAAAGCCUUGAAGAAAUCCAUCAAUCAGGAGCGGUUCCUGCUGCGCUUCUCAGGGAUGGAGUACGAGGUGGCCCGGAAGCUGAGCGUGGCCUCGGAGCGGCAGGAGAGCUGUGGGCCGGGCCAGCAGCGCCUGGCCAGCAAGUGUGUCAGCUGCUCGCAGGGAACCUAUUACCAUGGGCAGACGGAGCAGUGCGUGCCCUGCCCCCCCGGCACCUACCAGGAGAAGGAGGGACAGCUCUCCUGUGACCUGUGUCCCCGCGGUGACACCUUCGGACCCACAGGAGCCACCAACAUCACUGGCUGCACCGGUCAGUGUCCCCCUGGCCAGCACUCUGCCGAUGGCUUCAAGCCCUGCCAGCCGUGUCCCCGUGGGUCCUACCAGCCCGAGGUGGGACGGGCGCUCUGCUUCCCCUGCGGCGGGGGGCUGACCACCCGUCAUGAGGGAGCCCUCUCCUUCCAGGACUGCGACACCAAAGUGCAGUGCUCCCCUGGGCACUACUACAACACGAGCGUCCACCGCUGCAUCCGCUGCACCGUGGGCACCUACCAGCCCGAUUUCCGGCAGAAUUACUGCAUCUCCUGCCCUGGCAACACCACCACCGACUUCGAUGGCUCCACCUCUGUGUCCCAGUGCAAAAGUAGGCGAGCUGGGGUGCAACAGAAGGGGGGGACAGGUGUAGGGUCCUCCUUCAAAAGUAUUAAAAAUCUAUAGAGUUUGGGGUUAUUUCAGCACUGUGUGUGUGCAGGCAGGCAUGGGGGUUGCCUAAUG